Molecule: messenger RNA, 12885 nt
Organism: Aptenodytes forsteri (emperor penguin)
Lineage: Eukaryota; Metazoa; Chordata; Aves; Sphenisciformes; Spheniscidae
Gene: DNAH11
Product: dynein axonemal heavy chain 11
Biological process (GO): microtubule-based movement
Cellular component (GO): dynein complex
Molecular function (GO): ATP binding; minus-end-directed microtubule motor activity; dynein light intermediate chain binding
Source: RefSeq, a predicted model, not a curated record
AUGGUGAGAAUGUCGUCUCUCAGUGAAAUACAGUUUCAGCCCGAAACAAAAAAGGCAAAACCUCAAGCUGAUUCCGAAUUCUUGGUGCCACGUGAGGUGAUGCAGAAAGCUGUCAGUGCUAUGAGGAAGACCACAGAAUGCCCUGGAAUGGAGAACAACAGAAAGGACCUUCAGUUUGGGAAGCUGUCUCAAAUACCACUCGAGCAUACGGUAGCGUUCAUGGAAGAGGUGUUAGUGCCUAUUCUAAGCAAUAAGGAAAACCAUACGUCCUGGCCAGGUUGUGUUUCCCAAGAUAUGGAGCAUCAUGUGGAAAUCAUGAAAAAUAAAACACAAAUUAUGAAAGGACUGAUGUCAGGAAGAACUCAUCUUCCUGUUCCCACAGGUGCAGCAAAGACUGACUUGCAUCAAAUAUAUGCUGAAAAUAAACAAGAUCCUAAUUCCAGGGCAGUACUACAUGCUAUUGAAUCAAUGGUUAUUAGGUGGUCACAUCAGAUUCAUGACACUGUGAAUAGGGAUUCUGCUGAACCUCUUCUGCAUGGCCUUCAUCCAGACCCCCAAACUGAGCUGAACUUCUGGAAAGCAAGAAAAGACAAUGUUUUCUAUAUAAAUAAGCAACUUCAGAGUCCUGUUGUUCAAAAAAUGAUUAAGAUCUUAAAAGCCGAAGAAAGCAGCUAUUAUCCUGCUUCUCAGGACAUUUUCAAGGAAGUAGAAGAUGCACUUGUAGAAGCCCAAGAUACUGAUCUGUAUCUGAGACUACUGGAAAAAUACAUUCAGCUCUUUCGGGAGAUGGAAUUCCCAAAGAUCCGUAAUUUAAUCCCACCUUUAUUUCACACCAUCUGCCUGAUAUGGAGCCACUCCAAGUUCUACAGCAUGCCUGCACAAAUAGUAGUUCUGCUGCAGGAAUUUUGCAGUCUGCUUAUUGACCAGUCUAGGUUGUAUCUUUCACCAGAAAAUCUUUUCAAAGGAGAAACUGAAGAAGCAUUGGAGCAUGUGAAAAUAGCUAAAACUACCUUAAAAAGCUUUACUUCAUUCUUUAGUUACAGAAACAGAUUGGAAAGUUACUUCACCUGUGGCAAGGAAUUUAAACCAUGGGAUUUCAGAUCUGAGAUGUUGUUUUUCAGAUUUGAUAUGUUCCUCCACCGCUUACUGAAGAUUGAGGAAAUUUUCAUUAACAUGUUGGAAUUCCAAAAGCUGGAAAAGCUGGAGUUUGAUGGACUCAAGGGGAAAAUUUUAAGUGAGCAGGUCUGCAGAAUGAAUGAAGAGUUUCUGGAAAGCUGUGAAGUUUUCAGAAAGAGAACAUACGAUCCUUCAGAUUACAGUAACAUGGAGUUUGAAGAUGAUUACACUGAAUUUAAAGCCAAAACCGUGGAUCUUGACAGACGUCUCACCUCAGUUCUUUGUGUAGGAUUUCAUGACUUUUCAGAGUUAGAAUCCAUGUUCAAGCUCUUAACUCUCUUUGGAAGCUUUCUAAAAAAACCUGUCAUCAUGGAGAUAUUUAGCCCAAAUUGCAAUAUUUUAUUGGAAAUGUUUUAUGAAGAACUGGAUAAAUGCAGACAUAUAUGAGAUUAACUAGUAAAACAGGCAGAAGAAGGGAAUGAAAUAAUUAACAAAAAUACGCCAGUUACUUCAGGAAACCUUAAAUGGGCUAAAGAACUGGGAGGAAUACAGAGAAAUUUCUUAGAAAGUCCAGAAGCUGCUUUUAUUUCUCAGAAAUAUGUGGAGAUGUUGAAAUUCCUUGACCAAUAUGAAGAAUAGACCUACUGUGGAUGUAAAGUUCAGGUGGAUGAAAUUUGUCAGUUUAAUUUAGACCAACCUCUAGUUAAGCGUAAUCCUGAAAAUGGCCUCCUGCGUGUGAAUUUUGACCCUAAGCUAGUGGCUUUAUUAAGAGAGGUGAAAUAACCCUUGAUGUUGAACCAACCCAGUAUUCUAGAUUCUGCUUUAGCUUUGUGUUGUAUCGGAAACCUUGACCUUGUCGUUCAGCUGUACAACAGACUAAUGCAGACUACUCUGGAGGUAGAAUAUCCUCUGACUGAAAAAGAGCUGAGAAGUAUUGAUGACCAGCUAAAAAAAGCAGAAGAAAUAUGCAUGUGGCAGGCGACAACCUGCUGGGACUGCAUCAAACAAGUGAAAACAUCAGUGUGUGAUUUGGAGCAGAGAGUUCAGCAAUCAAAGGACAAUGUUAGAUCAGUCCAGGGAAUUAUGAACGCUUGGAUGGAACGUGCCCUCUUUUUCAGGAAAGGUAAAAAAGAAGCUCUAUUAUACCUGGAUGACAAAGGAGAAAGACUUGCUAAAGUAUACAAAAUGCUGCAAGAAAAUAGCUACCAGAUCCGUCAUCUUGUAAAGGAAAAUUUAAAGCUCUUCAAAGCAGAUUCCUCCUCAGCCUCUUGGGAGAUUUAUAUAGAGUAUGUUGAUGACGUUGUCGUCGAUGGUUUAUAUAACACCAUAAUGCAUUCUUUAGACUUCUUUCUGGAGAACACAGAAAAAAGUUUGAAGCCAGCUCCACUUUUUCAAGCACAAAUGACCUUUAAUGGCACAGAGAUUCAGUUUAAACCUUCUCUAGAUAAAGAGGCUGGUGAUGGCUUUUAUGACCUAGUAGAUGAACUCCUGGGUGAUGUUUUCUGAAUGUCUGCCCAGGUGAAAAGGGUAGCAGCACACCUGGGAUCAGAACAUUACCAGAAUGAUACGGACAACGUGUUUGAUCUGUCUGAAAUCAGGCAGGAGAUUAUGGAGAGAGUGGCAAAUGUUACCAGCAAAGCCCUGGAGUACAGAAGAUCUCUUGCUAGUUAGGUGUCUCUCUGGCUGGAGGACCAGUCUGAGUUUAUGAAGCAAUUCCUUCUCCGUGGUCAUGGUUUAGCAUCCACAAAGAUGUCUCUUACUGACGAAGGCUCUCAACAGCCUCCCACCCUUAAACUGUUUAAAGAGCAGAUUGACAUCUAUGAAAAUCUUUAUGUUCAGAUAAGCCAGUUUGAAGACUCUAAAAUUUUUGGAAGUUCGUUUAAAGUAGAUACGAAGCCUUUCAAAAUGAGCUUGCUAAACAUUGUUAAGAAAUGGAGCGGGAUGUUUAAGGAGUAUCUCUUGAGAUGUGUCAUUGUUAGUCUGACUGACUUAGAGUUUAUAAAAGUGACAGAUGCUGGACUUCGAAGAGAGGCAACCAAGGGAGAUUAUUGUGUGCUGGCAGAAAUCAUGGGCCAUCUCUUGGCUGUGAAGCAGAGGCAGACAACUGCUGAUGAACUCUGUGAACCUUUAAAAGAGAUGGUUGCACUGUUAGAAAGCUAUGGACAGAAGAUGCCAGUUGAAGUUUAUGCCCAGGUAGAGGAGUUGCCUGAAAAAUGGAAUGCCAUUAAGAAGAGAGCUGUGUCGGUGAAGCACAAAGUAACUCCUCUUCAGGCAUCUGAGGUUGCAGUUACCAGAAGAAAAUGCACUUUACUUGAUGGGAAGCAGGUGGAAUUCAGAGAAAGAUUUAAAAUGGAAGCUCCCUUUCAGUUUGAUGCAGAAAAUGCAUAUGCUCGUCUCGAUAAGGCAAAUCAAGAACCUGAGAUGUUGGAAAAAGAAAUGUUACUAAUGCAGGAAUCUGCAAAACUAUUUGAAGUAGCUAUUCCAGACAAAGAAGUGCGGUUGCUCAAGAAAGUUUAGGAUAUUAGUGCUUUUAUUGAUAGCAGCAUUGAUCAUUGGGCUAAAACCCAGUGGAGACAGAUUAAUGUGGAACAGAUGGAUGUGGAGCUCGGAAGGUUUGCCAAGGAAAUGCGGUCUUUGGAUAAAGACGUUCGCUCCCAGGAUGUAUAUAGGGGCUUGGAGUUAAAGGUGAAGAAUCUGAUGUCAUCACUGAGGGCAAUACUGGAGUUGCAAAAUCCUGCAGUCCGGGAGAGACACUGGUACCACCAUGAAUGUGACAGGAGUAAAUAUUCAACCAAAGAGACCCCGGUUGAUGGUCUUUCAUGCUCUACCCAUAGAUGCAGCAGUACUGUCAGGCAUGAGGUAGAGCCACUGCUGCCAACUGUUCAACGUUUCAGGCUUUUAGUAGCAGAAGAUACUACCUUGACAGACCUUCUGGGACUCCAGCUUCAUAAAGUAGAAGAUGAAGUCCAAAGUAUAGUUGACAACGCCGUGAAAGAGUUAGGUACUGAAAAAAUUUUGGCAGAUAUCAGCCAAACAUGGGCUGCCAUGGAAUUUUCUUAUGAAGAGCAUCACAGGAACGAAGCUCCUUUAUUAAAGUCAGAUGAACAGCUGCUUGAACCUUUAGAUAACAAUCAAGUUCAGCUGCAAACAACUUUGAAAAGUAAAUACAUGGUAUAUUUCACUGAACAAGUGAAAGGUUGGCAAAAUAAGUUAAACAUGGCAGAUUCUGUCAUUUCCGUUUGGAUGGAAGUUCAGCGCACGUGGUCUUAUCUAGAAAGUAUUUUCACUAGCUCUGAAGAUAUCAGAAGCCAGCUGCCUGAAGAUGCAAACAGAUUUGAUGAAUUCAACAGACUUCUAAAAGAGUUGGUGACUGACAUAGUAAAUACAAAAAAUGUGAUGGAAGCUACAACCGAGCCAAAGGUGUAUGAAAAAUUGACUUUGCAGCACAGACUUUCUCUUUGUGAAAAAGCUCUGGCUGAAUAUUUAGAAACCAAGCACAUAGCUUUGUCUCGCUUCUGUUUUGUUUCUUCAGCAGACUUGCUAGACAUCCUUUCAAAAGGAACACAGCUAAAACAGGUAGCCCAUCAUCUUACCAAACUUUUUGACAACAUUGCUGAUCUUAAAUUUCAAGAGAAUGUAGAGGAAUCUGUAAAUACUGCCCUUGGGAUGUACAGCAGAGAAAAGGAGUAUGUUCCAUUCUAUGAAGGGUGUGGAUGCAGUGGUCAGGUAGAGUCUUGGUUGCAAUACCUUGAGGAAACUGUUCACAAAACAGUGCGCCUCUACAUCAUGGAGGCGAUACUGACCUAUGAAGAGAAGCAGAGAGAGCAGUGGGUCUUUGACUACCCAGCCCAGGCUGCACUUACUGGUUCACAAAUCUGGUGGGUUUCAGAUGUUGAAAUGGCAUUCAGUAGGCUGGAAGAGGGCUCGGCAUCAGCCCUGGAGGAUUGCCACAGGAAGCAGGUCAUUCAGCUAAACGCUCUUAUUACCGUGCUGCUUGGAGAACUUUCCUCAGGUGGUCGACAGAAAAUCACGACCAUUUGCACCACAGAUGUUCAUGCUAGAGAUGUUGUAGCAAGCCUUGUAGCUCAGAAAGUCACCAGUUCCCGAGCUUUUGCUUGGCUGUCACAGCUACACCGUAGAUGGGAUGACACCCAGAAACACUGUUUUGCCAACAUGUGCAACGCUCAGUUUCAGUACUCUUAUGAGUACUCAGGAAAUACCCCUCGGCUAGUUAUUACACCUUUGACUGACAGGUGUUACAUUACCCUAACCCAGUCUCUCCACCUAACAAUGAGUGGUGCUCCUGCAGGACCAGCCAGCACAGGUAAAACAGAGACCACCAAAAAUCUAGGCUGUGCCCUUGGUAUGAUGGUGUACAUCUUCAACUGUUCUGAGCAGAUGGAUUACAAGUCUAUAGGGAAUAUCUAUAAAGGUUUGGUCCAGACAGGAGCUUGGGGAUGCUUUGAUGAAUUCAAUCGCAUCUCGGUAGAAGUUCUGUCGGUGGUGGCAGUACAAGUAAAGACUAUCCAUGAUGCAAUUAGGAACAAGAAAAAGAAAUGAGUAUUUUAGCAAUUUUUAUUCCUUGGUGAAAACAUUACAUUGAAGUCAUCGGUUGGAAUAUUUAUUACCAUGAACCCAGGAUACGCAGGUCGGACAGAACUACCUGAAAACCUCAAAGCUCUGUUCAGACCCUGUGCCGUGGUCAUCCCUGACAUUGAACCGAUCUCUGAAAUUACGUUGGUUGCUGGAGGCUUUAUUGAUGCACGUCUGGUAGCCAGGAAUUUUAUUACCUUGUAUGCUCUCUGCAGGGAGCUGCUUUCUAAACAGGACCAUUAUGACUGGGGACUUUGUGCUAUCAAGUCAGUUUUGGUAGUUGCUGCCUCUCUGAAACGAGGAGACAAGAACAGACCUGAGGAUCAGGUGCUUAUGUGAGCCUUAAGAGACUUCAGUUUGCCUAAAAUAGUGACAGAUGAUAUCCCAAUUUUCAUGGGCCUGAUCAGUGACCUGUUUCCAGCUCUGGAUGUUCUGAGGAAGAAGAACCUGCAAUUUGAACAGAUGGUUAAACAAUCUACCCUGGAGCUUCACUUGCAGCCUGAAGAGAGCUUUAUUCUCAAAGUUGUUCAGCUGGAGGAGCUACUGGCAGUGUGUCACUCUGUGUUUGUCGUUGGAAAUGCAGGGACUGGAAAGAGUAAGGUGCUGAAAGUUCUGCGUCACAUGUACAUGAACAUGAAACAAAAGCCUGUUUGGAAUCACCUUCACCCCAAAAUUCUGGCAGCUGAUGAACUGUUUGGUUUUAUACACCGUGCAACCCGAGAAUGGAAAGAUGGUCUCCUGUCAUCUCCUCUGAGAGAGCAAGCUAAUAUUACCCGUGAGGGGCCAAAAUGGUUAGUUUUAGGUGGGGAUAUAGAUCCUAUGUGGAUUGAGUCGCUCAACACUGUUAUGGAUGAUAACAAGGUUCUGACCCUUACAAGCAAUGAACGUGUGCCUAUGACUCCGUCAAUGCGGCUGCUAUUUGAGGUACGCCAUUUAAGAGCUGCUACCCCAGCUACAGUAUCCAGAGCUGGUAUUCUCUAUCUGAACACCCAGGACGUGGGGUGGAAUCUGUAUGUUGCCAGCUGGAUAGAAACAAGGAGAUACCAAUCUGAAAAGGCUAACUUGACUGUUCUCUUUGAUAAAUAUGUGCCUCCUUAGUUAGAACAACUUGGAACAAGAUUUAAAACUGUUACUCCUAUUCCUGAGAAUAGUAUGGUUCAGACGUUCUGUUCUCUGCUGGAUUGUUUUCUGACCCCUGAAAAUGUGCCAAUGGAUUGCCCCAGAGAGCUCUAUGAGAUAUAUUUUGUCUUUGCUUGUAUUUGGGUGUUUGGUGGGGUGCUCUCUCAAGAUCAGCUUUCAAAAUACAAAGCUUAAUUCAGCUGCUGGUGUCUUAAGAAGAUGAAAGCAGUGAAGUUUCCAUCCCAGGGCACAGUGUUCGAUUAUUACCUUGAUCCAGAGACAAGGAAGUUCCUGCCCUGGGUGGAUAAGGUCCUGAGUCCUGAUGUGGAUCCAGAUGCAUCCCUGCAGGCAAUCUUUGUUCACAUAUCUGAGACUGCACAUCUCGAAUAUUUUAUUGAUUUACUCUUAACAAAAGGCAAACCAGUCAUGCUUGUUGGAAACGCCGGAGUAGGAAAAACAGUGUUUGUAGGUGAUAGGCUUGCUGCUCUCUGUGAAGACUACCUCCUGGCUAACAUCCCUUUCAACUACUACACAUCAUCAGCAGUGCUCUAGAAAAUGCUUGGAAAAAAGCUGGAGAAAAAAGCUGGUCAUAACUAUGGCCCAGUAGGAAAUAAGAAACUUAACUAUUUUAUUGAUGAUUUGAAUAUGCCUGAAGUGGAUAGAUAUGGAACAGUUCAACCUCACGCGUUGAUUUGGCAGCAUAUAGAUUAUGGACACCGAAAAGAGAAGCAUAAACUAACUAUUAAAGAAAUUCAUAAUUGUCAGUAUAUUGCCUGUAUGAAUCCAACUGCUGGCAGCUUCACUAUCAACCCUAGGCUCCAGGUAUGAUGUUUUGCAGUAUUUGCUUUGAACUUCCCUUCUUCAGAUUCCCUGACUAUCAUCUGUAGCAAGAUAGUUUGCUUCCACUUCCAGCAACAUGCUUUUACUCCAUCAGUAAUCAAGAAUAUUCCAGCCAUAGUACAAGCAGCCAUAUGGCUUCACCAGGCAGUGGUUCAAAACUUCCCACCAACUGCUAUUAAGUUCCACUGUAUCUUUAACAUGAGAGACCUCUCCAAUGUCUUCCAGGUCUAUAUCAAUGUGGAAGACCAAGUGUUGCUGCAAUCUCCGCUCAUCUAUUGCCAUUUUGCAAACGGCAGAGCAGACCCUUGCUACAAGCCAGUGAAAGGGCGGGAACCGCUGAGGAAUAUACUUGAGGAGUUUCUAGAAAGCUACAAUGAAAUGCAUGCUUCUACCAACCUAGUCUUAUUUGAGGGUGCCGUGCAGCAUGUGUGCCAGAUUGGUUGUAUCCUAGAAGCCCCUAGGGGUUAUGCACUUCUGAUUGGAGUAGGUGGUAGCGGUAAACAAAGCUUGUCGAGGCUGGCAGCAUACAUCUGCUCCCUGGAGGUUUUCCAAAACACUGAAGACUACACGAUCCAGGACCUGAGGGUAGAUCUUGCCAGUUUGUACAUCAAGACUGGUGCCAAGAACAUGCCCACAGUGUUUUUGCUGACAGAUGCCCAGGUUCCAGAUGAACGCUUUCUUGUGCUGAUUAAUGACUUGUUGGCAUCAGGAGAGGUUCCAGAUCCGUUCAGUGAUGAAGACAUGGAGGGCAUAGUUACAGGAGUUAGAAAAGAAGUACGAGCCCUGGGCCUGAUGGACACCAGAGAAAGCUGCCGGAGGUUCUUCUUGAGUAGAGUGCGGCUGCAGUUAAAGAUCGUUCUGUGUUUCUCGCCUGCCGGUGCCACGCUGUGAGCGCGAGCUCGGAAGUUCCCAGCCAUAGUUAACUGCACCGCUAUUGACCGGUUUCAUGAGUGGCCGCGGGAGGCCCUGCGCUCCAUCAGCAGGAGGUUCAUUGAGCAAGCUGAGGGGGUCGAGCCACUCAUCCAGGACUCCAUUUGUGAUUUCAUGGCUUAUGCCCACACCAAUGUGAAUAUGCUGAGUGCCAAAUGCAAUCGUAAUGAGAGGCGACACAAUUACACCACUCCGAAGAGUUUUCCCGAGCAAUCAUGCUUUAAGAUCCUCCUAGAGAAGAAAAGCAAGGUGAUGUCGGGACACAUGGAGCACUUGGUGAAUGGCAUGCAGAAGCUGAAGGCAGCAGCUUUCCAGGUAGAAGAUCUAAAAUCCAAACUUGCUUCUCAAGAGGCAGAACUGCAACUGAGAAAUCAAGAUGCUGAAGCUUUGAUUGCUAAGAUGGGGUUUCAGACUGAGAAAGUGAGUCAAGAAAAGGCCAUUGCAGAUACAGAGGAGCAAAAGGUAGCAGAAAUCCAAGGAGAAGUAGUAUAUUUGAGACAGAAAGAAUGUGAGGAUGACCUGCUGAAAGCUGAACCUGCUCUUGUUGCUGCUACAGCAGCCUUAGACACGCUUGAUAAGGUUAAUCUUACAGAACUGAAAGCCUUCACCAACCCACCAGUGGCUGUAACCAAUGUUAUUGCUGCAGUAAUGGUUUUAUUGGUAUAUAAAAGGAAAGUGCCCAAAGACCGAAGCUGGAAAGCCGCAAAAGUCUUUAUGGGAAAGGUUGAUGACUUCUUACAAGCUUUAAUCAACUAUGAUAAGGAGCAUAUUCCUCAGAAUUGUCUGAAAGUUGUCAAGGAACACUACUUGAAAGAUCCAGAUUUCAACCCAAAUUAUGCUCGUACAAAACCCUUUCCAGCAGCUGGUCUUUGUGCCUGGGUCAUCAAUAUAGUAAAAUUCAAUGAGGUGUAUUGUGAGGUAGAGCCAAAACGAUGUGCAUUGGCUCAGGCAAAUACUGAAUUAGCAGCAGCUACAGAAAAACUAGAAGCCAUCAGGAAAAAGCUUCUUGUUCUGGAUAGCAAUCUGAGUAAGCUCACAGCUUCACUUGAGAAAGCAGUUGCAGAGAAAGUCCGAUGUCAAGAUGAUGUGAAUCGAACAAACAAAACUAUUGAGCUGGAACAGGCUGGGGUCAAGGGACUUGAGAAUGAGACGUGGCAUUGGAGCCAGUCUGUUGAAAACAUCAAAGCACAAAAGAAAACUUUGUGCAGUGACAUCAUAUUAACAGCAGCAUUUGUGUCUUACUUUGGACCCUUCACAAAACAGUAUCGCUAGGAACUGAUGGAACAUUUCUGGAUUCCUUUUCUAAAGUCACAAAAGGUUCCUACUCCUGUGGCAGAGGGCCUGGACCCGAUUGUCACGUUGACGGAUGAUGCUACGAUUGCAGCGUGGAGUAACGAGGGACUGCCCGGUGAUAGGAUGUCAACAGAAAAUGCCACUAUUCUAACAAACUGCGAGCGCUGGCUUCUGAUGAUAAAACCCCAGCAACAGGGAAUUAAAUGGAUAAAGAAUAAAUAUGGAGCUGACCUUAAAGUCAUACAUCUAGGACAGAAAGGGUAUGUGCAUACCAUUGAAAGAGCUUUGGCUUGUGGAGAGAUUGUACUAAUCGAAAAUGUGGGUGAAUCUAUUGAUCCCAUACUUGAUCCCCUGCUUGGAAGAAACACAGUUAAAAAGGGAAAAUAUAUCAAGAUUGAAGACAAGGAAUGUGAAUUCAACAAGAAUUUCUGUCUCAUCCUUCACACUAAACUGGCUAACCCUCACUACAAGCCAGAACUGCAGGUUCAGACCACCCUCAUUAAUUUCACUGUCACCAGGGACGGGCUGGAAGACCAGCUGUUGGCUGAGGUUAUUAGUGCUGAAAGGCCGGACUUAGAAAAACAUAAGUUGAUCCUGGCCAAGCAGCAGAACCGUUUCAAGACUGAGCUCAGGCAGCUGGAGGAUGACAUGCUGCUCAGCCUGUCAGCUGCCCAGGGCAGUUUCUUAGUCAACAGUGAACUUGUAGAGAAACUUGAAUCAACAAAGUCAACUGCAGCAGAAAUACAGCACAAGAUAGCUGAAGCCAAAGAAAAUGAAGCUCAGAUUAACGUGACAAGAGAGCAUUACAGACCAACAGCCAUAAGAGCAUCCAUUCUUUACUUCGUUAGCAAUAGUCUAGGCAACAUCAACCGCAUCUACCAGUUUUCACUGAAGGCCUUCAAUGCAGUCUUCCACAAAGCAAUUAAGCAGGCUGAAAAAUCAGGGGAUAUUCAGUGUCGUAUCUCUAACCUGACAGAAGCUGUCACAUAUUCAACCUUUCUUUUCACACACCAAGGACUUUUCGAAAAGGAUAAGCUCAUUUUCUUAGCCCAGACAGCUUUUCAGAUUCUUCUAAGAAGUAAAGAGAUAGAACUCCUUGAAUUGGAUUUCCUUGUUUGAUUCAGAGUUGAACACACUAAGAAGAGUCCUGUUGACUUCUUAACUACUCAGUCGUGGAGUGCCAUUAGGGCUAUGGCAGUGAUGGAUGUGUUCAGGGGGUCAGACAAAGAUAUUGAAGGAUCCACCAAGAGGUGGAAGAAGUGGGUGGACUCAGAAUGUCCAGAAAAGGAACAGCUCCCCCAGGAAUGGACAAAAAAAAGCUCUUUUCAGAAAUUAAUCAUACUGAGGGUGCUCCGUCCUGACAGAAUGAUGUAUGCUCUUAGGAACUUUGUGGAGGAAGAGCUUGGCUCAAAAUAUGUGGAAAGCACAAGGAUGGGCUUAGCAAAAUCCUAUGAAGAGAGCAGUCCAGCCACUCCUGUGUUUUUCAUUCUGUCUCCAGGAGAAGACCCACUUGAAGAUAUUGAGACACUAAGCAAAAAGCUUGGGUUCACUAGAGACUCUGGAAGAUUUCACAACAUCUCUUUAGGACAAGAGCAGGAGAUGGUUGCAGAGGAGGCACUCGAGAAGGCUGCCAGACAUCGCCAUUGGGUUCUUCUCCAUAUUAUUCAUCUAGUAGCCAAGGGGCUACGAACUUUGGAAGAACUCCUCAAGCAAUACAGUGAAGAAAGUCAUCCUGAUUUCCGUGUCUUUAUUAGUGCUGAACCAGCUCCAACCCCAGAAGAGCACAUCAUUCCUCAAGGAAUGCUAGAAAACUCGAUUAAAAUUACCAGUGAACUUCUUACAGGGAUGCUGGCUAAUUUACAUGCUGUACUCUACAGUUUUGACCAGGAUACCCUUGAACUGUGUACCACAGAAGCAGAAUUUAAAAGCAUCCUUUUUUCUCUGUGCUAUUUUCACACUUGCCUUGCUGGGAGACUGAAGUUUGGCCCUCAGGGCUGGAAUGGAAGGUACCCGUUCAGUGCUAGAGAUCUUGCCGUCUGCGUAACUGUCCUCUGCAACUAUUUAGAGACCCAUAUGAAGGUUCCGUGGGAAGACUUGCGUUACCUCUUUGGUGAGAUCAUGUACGGUGUCCACAUCACCGAUGCCUUGGACUGCAGGCUUUGCUGUAUGUAUCUGCAAGAAUUCAUCAGCCCACCUCUUAUUGUGGGGGAACUGACUCUGGCACCAGGUUUCUUGGCCCCACCAAAUCUGGAUUAUGAUGGAUACCAUAAACACAUAAAUGAAAUGCUUCCAUCUGAAAGCCCUGUACUAUAUAGACUGCACCCUAAUGCUGAGAAGGGAUACUUGACAGCAAGGUCAGAUAAUCUCUUCAAAACUCUUUUGGAAAUGCAACCCAUAAAUUCAUUCGUAGGAGAAGGAUCAUGCCAGUUUGCAGAGGAAAAGGUUAAGAACGUCCUGGAUAGUAUUCUGGAGAUGCUUCCUGAGGAGUUUAAUAUGGCAGAAAUCACGCAGACGACUAUUGCCUGGAGUCCCUAUGCCCUUGUUUGCCUUCAAGAGUGUGAGAGGAUGAACCUCCUCCUUUCAGAGAUCCGUAGGUCUCUUAAACAGCUGGACCUUGGUCUGAAGGGGGAGUUGAUGUUUUCUCCUCACAUGGAAGUGCUGCAGUCCGCACUCUUCUAUGAUGCUGUGCCAGACACAUAGACUAAACUAGCAUAUCCAUCCACAUACUGGGUUACCGAUCUUCUCAUGCAAUACAGAGAACUUCAGAUCUGGACACAGGACCUUGUGCUGCCAGCAGUGGUGUGGCUUUCUGGCUUGUUCAAUCCUCGGUCCUUUCUGACAGCUGUAAUGCAGAGCACAGCACUCAAGAACAACUGGCCUUUGGAUAAGGUGUGCUUGACUGUAGAUGUUACCAAAAAGACCAAAGAAGCUUAUGGCUAUCCCCCAAGGGAAGGAGCCUGUAUCUGUGGGCUUUCCAUGGAGGAUAAGAAAUAA